Molecule: messenger RNA, 1140 nt
Organism: Mollisia scopiformis
Lineage: Eukaryota; Fungi; Ascomycota; Leotiomycetes; Helotiales; Mollisiaceae
Product: mitochondrial carrier protein-like protein RIM2
Exons: 3
Coding region: 1-1140 (379 amino acids)
Biological process (GO): pyrimidine nucleotide import into mitochondrion
Cellular component (GO): mitochondrion
Molecular function (GO): pyrimidine nucleotide transmembrane transporter activity
Source: RefSeq, a predicted model, not a curated record
AUGAAUACCAAGACUUCACCGGCUCCUUCAGAUCACGACAGACAGCAAGCCCAUCCUACACAUCUUCUACAAUCGCGAGAGACAGGAGAAUUAGGGCCUCGCCAGCCUCGAUAUGCUUCGUUAGCAACGAAGCCUGCGCCCGUGGCAAAAUCAUGGGCGCAUUUCGUUGCAGGAGGGUUGGGGAGCAUGACCGCAGCCACUCUGACUGCGCCCUUUGAUGUCCUGAGAACGCGUCUCCAGUCCGAUUUCUAUCAAGCACAGCUGGCACAAACUCGACUAGCAAAAGGCAUUUCGCCCCACGCGCAUCUAUCUCCACUCCAAAGUGGAAUACUACAUUUUCGAGAGACAUUUCAGAUACUGGGCUCGGUACAUAGGGUAGAGGGAUGGAGAGCGCUCUUCAAAGGCUUGGGUCCAAAUUUGGUUGGCGUUGUACCCGCAAGGUCGAUCAACUUCUUUAUGACUGGGAAUGGAAAACGAAUCAUUGCAAAUAACUUUAAUGAUGGGAAAGAAGAAGCCUGGGUUGUUCUAUGGGCAGCGGCUGUAGCUGGGAUAGUCACUUCGACGGCGACGAAUCCUAUAUGGUUGAUUAAAACGAGAUUACAGCUGGAUAAGAAUGUGGUAGAGGCUGGUGGCGCUACGAAGAGACAGUACAAGAAUUCUUGGGACUGUAUCAAGCAAGUUGUGAGAAUAGAGGGGUUUCGGGGCCUUUACAAGGGCAUGAGUGCAAGUUAUCUGGGGGUGACAGAGAGCACGCUUCAGUGGGUGCUCUAUGAGGAGAUGAAGAAGUCAUUGAAAGCACGAGAAGAUCGAGUGGCCCAUAAUGGAAGGCCCAAGACACUAUGGGAUAAUACCGUGGAGUGGACUGGUAAUUUGGGAGCUGCAGGAAGUGCAAAAUUCGUUGCGGCUCUCGCAACAUAUCCGCACGAGGUUGUUCGAACACGUCUUCGACAAGCACCUUACGAGAACGGGCACCUCAAAUAUACCGGUCUGAUCCAAUGCUUCAAACUGGUAUGGAAAGAGGAGGGCAUGGUAGCCCUGUAUGGAGGACUAACCCCUCAUCUUUUGAAAACGAUCCCAAACGCUGCGAUUAUGUUUGGAAUGUAUGAAGGGAUCCUGAAGUUGUUACAUGCGCCAUCAUGA